Molecule: messenger RNA, 678 nt
Organism: Trichophyton benhamiae CBS 112371
Lineage: Eukaryota; Fungi; Ascomycota; Eurotiomycetes; Onygenales; Arthrodermataceae
Exons: 2
Coding region: 1-678 (225 amino acids)
Source: RefSeq, a predicted model, not a curated record
AUGACCAUUGGGUCAGCACUCAGUGCAGUCCUUGUAGACUUCCAGUCUGCUCGAGGAGAUGAUCCAUCAGUGCUCGGCUUGCGGAAUCUCGAAACAAAACGGGGGACAAUGAUCCCUGAUAACAUUCCAGACCUAUUCAUCAAGAAAGGAAAGGACCCCAAUGGUGCUCCUGUGGCUCAUUUUCACAAGAAGAAGGGCAUGCUACGAGCCGAGUAUCACUCUCUUAACAAAGAAACGAAGAAAGACAAGACCUAUGCCAUUCGCUAUGAGUUCUCCUUGGGGGCGAUUGAGCAAAGCCUGAGCAUCUGGCAAUUUAAGGAAUACCUCACAGAUAAUGCGGAGGAUGGCGGCGCCAAUGUCCCCCUGGCCCUGAAGUUUUCUCGCAGCAACCUCCAGCUCCAGUAUCAGCCUAAAUGGGACGCACCACGGCAGAUUCUAUGGCAAACUGCACCUAAACUCAACACCAAAUACCGUGCAGACUUCCUGAUUAAUACUGGUACCCCUGGCUGGGUUGAGUUUUCGUGGAAUGGGCAGGUUCAAAAACUUGGUACUCAGGGGGAAACUCGGUUUGCCGCAACCACGUUCCCUGGUCGAUCGGAUCCAAAGUUUGGCGCAUACCUGGCAGACAAUGUUGAUGUCGACUUUUAUGUUUAUAGAGUCCUUAUUCAAGAGAAGUAG